This is a messenger RNA of Mercenaria mercenaria, 1940 nucleotides long. RefSeq lists its product as uncharacterized. The coding region runs from base 250 to 972 and encodes 240 amino acids. The record is from RefSeq and is a predicted model, not a curated record. Lineage: Eukaryota; Metazoa; Mollusca; Bivalvia; Venerida; Veneridae. The transcript is spliced from 2 exons.
GAAUUUUGCGCGAACAUUCCUGACACAUGUGUGCAGAUCUUUCGAAGCUUGCGAAAGGGUUUCUUUCUUACAUGACAUGCGUGCGGAGGCCUAAAAGAGUUCGACGUAGACAAUUGCGAUUAAAAGUCUUCAGUAAAACUCUUGGUCGUUGUCAUUGAGGAAGAAGCACUUACAGUCGAACUCUUCUCUCAUCAAGAACCAUUUGAUGCUAUACAAGACGAGAAACAGGCUAUUGCAGCUAUUGCUGCAAUGAGUGAUCAUAAACUACAGAAAAGUGUCGCAAAUAAUGCUAAACUUAAUGUUAACACAGACCUCCACUUGAAACGUGUCCCAGUAUUCGUGAGUGACAGUAAGGGACGGUAUCUGAAAGCUGUUGCAGAAAGCAAGGAUUCUGUGCAUGUAGAAUGGUUUUGUAAGAGUGGUUCUGCUUCAAUAGAUACUUACAAUUGGCUCUGUAGAAAUCUUGAGAACUUGCGUACAAAGUACCAUGAAAUAAGUCUGUAUAUAUGGACUGGAACAUGCGAUUUUACAGUUAAAGAGAAAAAAUUUAUUUCACUAAGAAAAUCACCAAAUGACGGCUUAGAAUCAUUAAAAACUUACCUUUUGAAAAUUAAAGAAUUGUGUUCCAGUGCAAAGGUGAAACUCACCUUUCUCCAAAUACCUUAUUACUCCAUUCAGUUGUGGAAUAAAGCAAAAGGUCAUCCCGAACCAGACCAGUUCAAAUCUGAUGACAAACGCUUGAACACUCUCAUAGAUGCUGCAAACGAGUUUAUAGAUAGUCUUAACUGUGCACUUGGAUCAUAUUCUCCUAAGUUAAAUCAGGACUUGGUCCGAAGUCGAAAGAAGAAGGGUCAGAAAGCGCGUUAUUCCAUGAAUUUCAACCUUCUCAGAGAUGGAAUUCAUCCGGGAAAAAAUCUGUCACAGACCUGGCUAGCCAACAUUCGCAAGAAGAUUAUUGCUGACUGUGCUUAACUCUGCACAGGCAGGGAUUGCCCAGCCGUGCACCAAUUGACAGUAAUCAUAGGCAGGGAUUGCCCAGCCAUGAUUUGCAACAUUAUUUCUUUAUUUUGAAUGUUUUACUCUGACCUUGUAAAGUAACACGGACGAAGUUCACUCUGGUUUAAAUUUCAGGGCUGUUAUAUAAUUUCUUUACUUAAAUUUGGGGAUUCUUCGUCCAUGCUGCUACAUUAUAGUACAUAUGUAAAUUUAGAUGUGUUUCUAUGUAAUUUAGUGGGCACUCUCAUGUUUUUCUUAGCAUUUGUAUAUUGUUAACAAACUUUUUGUGUCAAGCUAGGUACUUAUCUUUAAGGGGCAUCAUGUCUGAUUCAGAAACAGAUCCGAGGGAUCGAACCUUAACUGAAAAGGGUCUUGACUACCAAGUUAAUUUGUUAAAGGGUAAAUUUAAAUCAGGACUUUCCACAUGGCGUCGUCAUUUUUCUCAAGCAUUAAUUUUAAUAACUGAUUCUGAGGACAUUUGUACUAUUAAGGAACAUAGAAAGUUGUUAAAUAGUUCACUUGAGAACUUGACAGACAUAUUUGAGAGAUUAAGGGCCUUAGUUGAGGAUUUGCAAGAUGAACAGUUUCCAGAGGGUGAGAAAUUUGAACAAGUAGAAUUAGAGCUCCAAAAUGUCAUGCAACAAAUUACGAAUUGUAUACAAAGGUAAGAAUUCAAACAGGAUGAGGUUGGUUCUCGUGUUUCGAAUGUCUCAUAUCGUAGUGUUGCUUCUAGGAACACUAGAAGGUCAAAUAUUUCUAGAAUUUCUGAUGCUGCAGCAAAAACAGCCAAGGUGAAGGCUGAACUUAAGUAUAUAGACAUAGAAUCCCGUUCCAAGGCUGAAUUACUGAAAGUUCAAACUAUGAAAAAAUUAAAAUGGCUCAAGCAGAAUUUGAUGUCUUAAAUAUAGAUUGUAACCAGUCUGAUCUUGAUCCAAGGGUGCCUA